AUGGUCAAGAAAGUAGCUCUCAUUACUGGCGGGGCUAGUGGAAUGGGACUCGCUGUUGCGGAGGCCCUCGCAGCUCGUACUAAUGAAGAGUGGGACCUGCACCUUGUCGACCUCAGCACUGAUAAUCUCACGAAAGCCACGUCUUUGCUCAAUAAUACGCAUGCUCACCAGGCGAAUGUAGCCGACUACGCCUCGCUGGUAGCAGCUUUCGAAUCAGCAUGGUCAAAGUCAGGUCGUCUCGACUUCGUCUUCGCGAACGCUGGUAUCGCCGAAAAAGACAACUUCUACGAAGAACAUGCUCUCGAAGCGCCGCCUCCACCGCCGAACAGCCUCGUAGUCGAUGUCAAUUACACGGCAGUGAUAAACACCUCAUGGCUUGCGUUCCACUACUUCCGGAAAUCCCAGGCCAAGCAUGGCAGAGAGAACAAUGACGCGGCCCUAGUCAUGACUGCAAGCUGUGGUGGACUCUAUCCAGCCGAGUUCGGCCCUAUGUACUCUGGUGCUAAAGCGGGAGUAAUCCACUUUAACCGUGCUAUCACAGUAGCAUACCACUACGCUGGCGUUAGAACGUUCACGGUCUGCCCAAGCAUCGUUCGCACCGGCCUGUUGAGUGAAGAGGAAUGGGGGUCCCUCCCAGAGAGCUUCAUGACACCCAUGGAGACAGUCGUUAACGCCGUGGUGAAGGUGGUGGAUGGAGAAGACAUUGAGGACGCUAACGGAAAGAAGGUGGCGGGCAAGGACAACUGGGGUCUGACUGUGGAGCUUUUUGGCAAGAACUUCUACUUUCGGGACGGUGUAGAGUACUGUGAUGAGAGCAUGAGGACUAUGGCGACGAGUACGGGCAUGAAGGCGCAGCUAGAGAGGAUCGGGAAGCCAAAAGCGGAGGGCGAACAUGGAGCGUGGGGAGGUAACGCUGAGAAAGUUUGA
Alternaria hordeiaustralica is the source of this 927-nucleotide messenger RNA. RefSeq lists its product as uncharacterized. Gene Ontology annotation, cellular component: cytoplasm. Lineage: Eukaryota; Fungi; Ascomycota; Dothideomycetes; Pleosporales; Pleosporaceae. The record is from RefSeq and is a predicted model, not a curated record. Gene Ontology annotation, molecular function: oxidoreductase activity, acting on the CH-OH group of donors, NAD or NADP as acceptor. Bases 1 to 927 code for a protein of 308 amino acids. The transcript is spliced from 2 exons.